This is a messenger RNA of Emiliania huxleyi CCMP1516, 1272 nucleotides long. RefSeq lists its product as hypothetical. The record is from RefSeq and is a predicted model, not a curated record. The coding region runs from base 63 to 1067 and encodes 334 amino acids. The transcript has a single exon. NCBI's taxonomy places the organism in Eukaryota, Haptophyta, Isochrysidales, Noelaerhabdaceae.
CUCCCUUAGUGCUUUACAUCUGCUCGUGUCAGUGCUCGGCAGUGCUUGCCAGCGCUCCUGACAUGGCCCUGAACGCCAGCCAUCAUCACGCGCCGCCGCCGCCAGCCAUGGUCCCCAUGACCGACUCCACGCCGACACUCUAUCCGCUGCUGCUGACGGUCGCAUGCACCAUAGUCAUGUCCUUCGGACGGGCUCGAUCAGCUUCGCUGCUCAUGGUCCUCGGCGGGCCAGCAAUCGUGCAUAGCAUCUGGCUGGGCGUACCCGGCGAGUUUUGGGCCCAUGUCCUCUUUGGCGUAGUGUGCGUGACGGCAGGCGCCGUCGCCGGCCGCACCGGGCAGCUUGUCAGCGUGCCGGCAUGGCAGGGUGGCACGGCAUCGCUCAUCUUCGUCGGGCUCAUCAUUGGCGAGUAUGCGACCGUCGGGUUCGGCAAUCUAAAAUAUGUCGCGCAUGUCCUGAUCUACGUCAGCUGUCUGCUGCUCACGCUGAGCGCCACCGCGGAGGACAUGUGCGAACGGUGCUGCGGGUUGCUCGCCUGGCGGCUCGUGCGUAUACGCGUGCGCCUGGCUCGUGUCCUGAUCGACCCGAGCUGCCUGGCGUCCAUUGGCAUCAUCUUUAUGGCGCAUCGCCACGACCCCAGCGACAUCGCGAUCAUGUUCCAUCGCGUGCAGUCCGCGCUGCUCCUCUCGCUCGCGCUGGCCGUAGGCAGCACGGCCGCGGCCAGCGCGCAGCCGGCCGCCGCAGCCGCAGGCCCCGGCCUGCACACGCUGCACGUCUUCUGCUGGGUCCUGAAUGGCUUCUGGCUGCUCGGAAUGGCAGUGCUCCUGUACCUGUGGCGUGGCCGGCGCGGGAUACACCACACGCUGUACGCUGGCUCCGACGCCGGCGAGGCGGCCACCCUGUACUUUGCGCUGACGCUGCUGGUCUCCGCGACGGCCGCCGCUGCGCUUACCGGAGCGGGCCGAAAGGAGCUCCAGGCAGCAUCUCAGCCGGAGCUCGGCUGCCGUGCGAUUGGCCGGGAUGAUACCAUGGCGCCGUUGACGGGGGGCGCAGAGGGCGGCGAGAGCUGACUUGGGCUAGACUUGAUCGGGCCGCUCUCGCGCGCCGCCAUACGCCAAAUACGUGUUGUCAGCUGAGGCUGCCGCCAUGUGCAGGUUAGUUAUGUCCUCACAGUUGAGCACGCGCCCGGCCGCCGGCGGGCUGACGUCCAUGUUGCGUCUACAGAGUACAGUGUCCAUGCUUCGUGGCCAAAAACGAAAGUGUAAAUAAAUGCAA